ACAAAUUUACAAAACUGAAACAAAUGCUCAGGAAUACGCUGCAUUUAAUAGCCCUGGGUGGGCGCCAGGAUCUAGUGCGGCGGUCACUGCUCCCUUGCACCGCCAGACUGUUGCCGGUAGAGAAGCGGGAGCAGCCGCAGCAAAUACAGACCGGCUUGUUGCAGGCGCGCGGUUAUGCAAAAGGCAAGGACAAAAAGAAGGAGAAAGGCGGCAAAGGAAAGGCGGGAAAAGUGGAAAUCAAUGAGCAGCAACUGCGAGAGAUUAUCAACUUGGACAGCCUCAACACACAAAUGGAAAGGUCGGUGCAGCAGAUGAAGGAGGACUUUAUCAAGCACCUAUCGCUACGCUCUACCAGCGGAGCCAUUGACACGCUGCGCAUCAAAGUGGACGGCGAUGAGCACGAGCUCCAGGAGCUGGCACAGAUAUCGCGAAAGAAUCCUAAGACGAUUAUUGUCAAUAUGAUUGCCUUUCCCCAAACCAUUCCCGACGUGCUGAGGGCCAUCGAGAAGAGCGGCAUGAAUCUAAAUCCCCAGCAGGACGGCACGACACUGUUCAUACCCAUACCCAAGGUGACCAAGGAGCACCGCGAGAAUCUGUCCAAGAACGCCAAGGCUCUGUUCGUCAAGUACCGGGAUGCCAUACGAAACGUUCAGAACGACCACAUUCGAAAACUGAAGAAGCAGCCGGACGUCGGCAAAGAUGAUGCCUUUGCUGCACAGACCCAGGUCACGGCCAUUGGGGAUAAGUUCAUUGCCGAAGCGGACAAGCUGCUGGCCAGCAAGCAGAAGGAGCUGCUUGGCGAUAAUUAAGACUGAUUGAUGUGUUCGAGACCCGCUUUCGCUGAUUUAAAAGCAAAAUAAACUACUAUCAUUUGUGCACUUA
Messenger RNA from Drosophila persimilis, 882 nucleotides. RefSeq names its product ribosome-recycling factor, mitochondrial (gene mRRF1). The record is from RefSeq and is a predicted model, not a curated record. Gene Ontology annotation, cellular component: mitochondrion. The coding region runs from base 24 to 809 and encodes 261 amino acids. Gene Ontology annotation, molecular function: ribosomal large subunit binding. The transcript has a single exon. NCBI's taxonomy places the organism in Eukaryota, Metazoa, Arthropoda, Insecta, Diptera, Drosophilidae. Gene Ontology annotation, biological process: translation.